Molecule: messenger RNA, 3846 nt
Organism: Cephus cinctus (wheat stem sawfly)
Lineage: Eukaryota; Metazoa; Arthropoda; Insecta; Hymenoptera; Cephidae
Gene: Spt
Exons: 14
Coding region: 756-3305 (849 amino acids)
Biological process (GO): cell migration; cellularization; cell-cell adhesion
Cellular component (GO): cytoplasm; adherens junction; catenin complex
Molecular function (GO): actin filament binding; beta-catenin binding
Source: RefSeq, a predicted model, not a curated record
CUGCAGUGAACAAAAAAAUUAAAUUGAAAAUCACGUUUAAAGUUUCUGAUCUUUUAUUAUGAAUUAAUUAAUUAACCAAAGCCCAAUUAGUAUUACCUGCGAAUUUAGCCUCUAUAGGUCAAAUUUACAAUGACAGUUGUAUUAUCACUUGAUACGAAGAAACACAUCUUAUUAUAUUCAUGACAAUUUUGGAAAUAAUCUUUGACCUGUAUGACAUAUCUCAGAACUAUCUAUUGCAUAGUAUAUUUAGAACACUUCAAGCAAAUAAGUUUAUUUUUAUAAGUACCCUUUGUACCCUAUCUCUGCAUACAGUUAUAAUUUCAACAAAUUGUUCCUGAACUAAAAAAUUAUUUUGAAGACAAAUUACUCUAAUUCAAAGGGUUGAAUGUUUUCUUCAAUGCCAUCUUACCUGACAGAUAUAAAUUAACACUUUGGAGUAACGUAAAUAUAAGGCAAGCCCCCACACUCCAGGAAUUGAAUUAAAAAAUUACAUAAUACAGUAUUGAAUAAUUUACGACGACAAAGAAAGCGCAUGCUUUGCAUUAUAAGGCAUAAACGUACAAUAAUUUGCUUUAUCAUAAAGAAUAUGUUUAAACAGUCACGAAGAAAACAAAGAGACGUGGGAGUAUAAUAAAAAUGAGCAAAGAUCGUGAAGAACCCGGCCGGAGUAAAUUUCUGGCAAAAUGCCCGCUUAUCAAAAAUCAUAAUUGAGGAUCUUUUUGGAGAAAUACUGCAAUUUCUUGAUAUUUGGAAGAAUGUCGUUAAAGACGAGAAGUAUGCAAAAAGUUUUGGAACCCAUCGAAGUUCAGAUAAACAAAUUGCGGCAACUACUGGCGAAUGAAAGUGCUAAACCACCUGAUGUUGUGUUGGUGAAAUCUUUGUUUGUCGAACAACUCCAAAGUCUUGCAGAUAAAUUUGAAAAUUUAUCGAAAGAGGAUGCUACGGAUUAUCAAGAAUUGAAAUCUAAAAUAACAGGAAUUAUCGAGCAAUUCUGUUCUAUAAGUAAUGUGAAUGAUUUGGUACAGAGUAUCCAUUGUCAGAAUGGUGAAGACGUGACUACUGCACUCUUUAAGAAAUUCUUAUCUUGCCUAAAAACUUUGGAAAAGUUGGAAUGUCUCCCUUUGAAACAGAGUCUCCAGGACUGUUGGGAUUAUGUCAAAGAAAUGGGUGCUGUAAAUGAGAUUGAGGAUCUUCAAAAUAUUAAGGAAAUUGGUGUUUUCAUAAUGGAAGUCUUUGAACCAGUGCAGCGUUACAGAAAGAACUUGGUAUCAAAAUUAUUGUCAGAAAAAAUUGGCCUGUAUUCAUGUCAGCUCUGUGUUAGUUUUGGAAUGCUUGUACAUGUCAUUCAAGAGCAGCAUCACCUUAAUGCACCGAUAUAUACUUGUAAGAAGUACAUAUGUGAAAGAUUAUGUUGGUGUUUCAAGAUGAUAAUAGAAGUAUUGGACUGUGAAAAUCCAACAGAGGAGGAUGAAAAUUUUGAAAAGGAAAAUCACUUUGUAUACAGAAUGGAUUUGGUACUGGAUAUAAUAUCUGGUAUGCCUGGAAAAUCGCAGGAGGAUUUGAUCACAGAAUGUGCUGAUUUGUGGCUUGGAAUAGAAGAUGUAUUUUCCCAUGCAAUGGCCAUUGCCCAAGUAUGUCAAUUGUGCAAUUUCAAUGCAAUCACAGCAACAAGUCAAUCAAUAAUGUCGGAAUAUGAAAAUUUGAAAACUCAAUUGCUAUCUGAAAAACCUGACCCCACAUUGAAUAAUCUUUUCAUGAAUACCCUCAACGACGCUUUAUACCGUCUUGAACGUAAAGUGAAUAUUUCUGUUUUGACUCUCGUCAUGGAAGUAUUUAGUGAUCCAUUCGGUGCACUAAGAAAGCUUGUAAAAACCUGUGGAAAUUUAUUGACUGCUAAGAAAAGGUCAAAAAAUGAUUUGAGUUCUGCUGUAGAGGAAUUUGAUCAAGUUACUGACAAAGCCAUGCAAAUAGGCAUGUUCGCCAUUGCUUGCUGUAAGGAUAUCAAUAGAGUUAACAAAAUUCGAAAUUGCCUGGCCAGUCUUGAAUCCUUGGAAACAGAACUGGUACCAGCCAUCACUUCCUUUUAUUUGCAUCCGGAUAAUAAGGAAAUGCAGGCUUCUGUAAAAUUGUUGACCGCACAGUGGCAGUUAGAGAUAAAUAAACUGCAUAAUGUUGUCGAUCUUAUUAUUGACUCAGCUGCAUAUUGUCAGGUAGUUUUAGAUGAUUUGCAAGAGCGUGUAUCUGUCAUGUCAGAUUGUUUGGACAAUAGAGAACGUGUGACACAAGCUCAGGUACAUGGAAUUGUACAAAGAGCAGUUUCAUUAUCUAGUCAAUUGACAGCGACUGUCAAUGAUAUCGGUCGAGAUAAUAUAGAGAGGCAGACCACUAUGAUGAUUCAGGAACUCAAAGCUGCAAUUUUCGAGGCCGAUGCAGCAUCAAAGACUCUUUUGGUAGAAAAUGCCACAGAUCCUCAGCAACUUCGUGUGAUAAAACGAUGUGAACUAAUUUUAAAUGUCGUCAAAAGAUUACAGCCAGCGUUGAUUACUACAAUGAAUAAUUCCAUACUUACGAACAGUAGUUAUGGUAAAGCCGGCAUGGGACAGGGCGACACACUUAAUGAAUCUAGACUGAGUUUUCCAUCUAGCAUUUUUGGACUUCCACGAGAUGAGAAUUCUUUAACAUACAUAAGAACUCCGUACACGGUGAAAAGCUACAAGCCGCCAUUGUCUAUACAACCAGCAAAUAGUCUACCAAGAGCUCCGUCCAAUUUGUCUUGUCUUAUUCCAUAUAUAAAGCGAGGACGUACUAUGCGUACAGAAAGAUCCGUCAUGUACAAGACACCAAGAAAAGCAGAGAAUUCAGAAGAUACGUCAAUGAGAAAUGAAUUGAAGAUGAGAAAUUUAUCGAGCAUCAGACAGCAUCUCUUUAGCAGGGAUAGUUUCAUCUCUCAAGACAAUUUAGACUUGUCGGUUGAGAGUAUCGAUUUAACGAGCAUUUUGGAUAAAGUGACGUCUCUCUCGGACACGCUUAAUUCGAGUCUAGGAAAAUCGCCUGUCUCUGCGAAGCCAACAAUGAAAAAUUCUCCAGACAGUUUUAAGGAACACUCGGAGAAUAUUAAAGUAGCUUCUGGUAUUUAUUUGGGUAAUUUGUGCCAGAGUAUGGAUACGAUUGGAGAGUGUUCAGGAGUUGGUGGUGGAGAUGCUCCUUCGGCCAUUGACGCAUCUGUUAAAGUCGAAGACAUACAGAGACUCGAUAGAAAAAUUGAGAUUGCAGCGAAAAAUUCACGGAGAAUAAUUUUUCCUUGAUUUUUAGAAGGAGCAAUGAGUGACGCAGCAUUAACUAAUAAUCCGUCCAAUUAAUGAAUUUAUGAGAAUUUCAUAAUGAAAUCUUUCAUUACGAUUAACGUUGACAUAGAUUUAUACACACGUCUAUUUUUAUAUAAAGAAAUCAAAAAGUUUAUUCACGAAAAAAAAAGAACCGAGAAACUGUAAAAUGUUCGACUCGAGAUUGAACCAAGAUUCUACUGCACUCCCGCUAUACAGUUAAUUUAAAGAUUUCCUCCAAUCAGCAAGGUAAUCGUUUGGCAAUAACCAGUGAUGUAUUUUCGGAGUAGUUGAAUCUUACUUCAAUAUCGAAUCUUAAUAAUAAAAUAUUUAAGUGAUAGUGAUUAGAUACGAAAGAUUACAGAGUGUAUACGGCGCAUUUCUAAACAGCCAAGUACUCAUUCGCAAAUAGGAAAUAGAUAAAUUCUAAUAUUUAGUACGAUUUCAUGUAUUUUUCUACCAAUAGUGUUGUACGCAUUUUGUUUCAUUUGAGCAAUUAAUUAAACCUUUGCCAAAAUUAAAA